AUGGUGGUCUCUCACAAACAAAGAACAAAUUCCUCCAGCUCACCACCUCGUAGCAGUGCUCGGAUCUGUGCCCGGCAGGACACUCCAAUGAAGAACAAACAAACGAUGAUCCAGCACUUGCAAAACAGCUUUAUUGAAGAUCACAGGAUACAGAUAAAACCAACCAUAUCAUCGCUUGAAACGUGUCUGAUGAUAAGACCGGUUCCUCUGUAUUACAAGUAUCUGCUGACUUUCCGUUUUGCCAUUGAGGAGAUUAACCAAGAUCAGACAAUUUUACCCAAUGUCUCUCUGGGAUAUCAGGUAUACGACUCCUGUUCCGAUAAUAAGAAAGCUGUGAAAAGUGUCCUACAGAUUUUAUCAGGACCCAGAAGAACCGUCCCCAAUUAUUCCUGCACAGGACAGAGGAAGGUAGCCGGUUUUAUUGGAGAUGAGGGUUCAGCAACUACAAUGGCCAUGGCUCAGAUACUGGCCAUAUACCAAUACACACAGAUCAGCUAUGGGGCCACAAGUUACGUCCUCAAUGACAGAAAUCUCUACCGAACCUUUUACCGAAUAAUUCAAAGUGCCAAAAUUAGCUUUUUGGUGUUAUCAAAGAUGAUUAAGUCCUUUGGAUGGACGUGGGUUGGGAUUAUAUCUUCCGAUGAUCAGAGUGGUGAUGAGGAGGUUCAGAUCGUGACCCAAUAUCUGACCAUGAAUGGAAUCUGUGUGGCCUACACCAUCAAAGUGAAAUAUGCCAGAUUAUAUGUUCUAGAUGACAUUGAGAGAAGAAACAUGGAGAUGAUCAGGAAGUCCUCAGCCCAGGUUAUAAUACUCUGUGGGACAUAUUCCGCAUUUCUUAGAGAUCGGUUAAAAGCAUUACAAGACGUUCUCCAUGAUAAGACUCUGGUUUUUGGUCCUGUAUUUGCAUUAACCCCGAGUCUUCUGGAGGAACACACUGAGACAUUUGUUGGUAGUUUGAGUCUGGAACCUUCUCCGUUGCCUGUUCCGGAUAUGAGAAGUUUUUACAAAAGUUUCCAGGCCAUAAAUCAUCCAGAAGAUAAGUUAUUGGUUCACAUAUGGUUGAUAAAACUAAACUGUUUAUCAAGAGAUCCGCACAUGAAUAAUUUCCAUCAACUUGCAUACAAUAAAUCUCUUCACAACUGCACUGGAACAGAACGGGUCACAGAUUUUUAUAAUUUUCAAUUAAAAGGACUCUCUGACCGAGUGUAUAAAGCCGUAUAUUUAUUGGCUCAGGCUCUACAUGAUCUGUACAUGUCUAUGGACAGACGGGCUACUGAUAGGAUCGCUCUUCUCUACAGACAAAGACAUUGGCUCCAUCACUAUCUGGCAAAUCUAAGCGACAUGGAGGGGAAUCCUUAUUUUUACCGAAAUGGAGAUUUCAUUGAUCAAUAUUCAGUCAUGAACUUCGUUGGUUUCAGUAAUUUGAAUGUUUUAUAUAAACGUAUCGGCCGAACCAAAACGGAGCAUCAAACAUUGUAUAUGAGUGUGAAGGGUGUGUCAUGGAAGACCAGCAACCAGCAGGCUAUAAACACCAUAACGACCAUUCCGGUGCUUACAUGGAAAACAACAGGCGUGAAUUCAACUUUAAAGAAGCAAGAAUGGAGCACUCACUCGGUCUGUAGCUUCAAAGAUUCUUCUUUAUUCAAUGAAUGCGGUAAACAUGCAGGGGAGCGAACAGGAGCGGUACCCAAGUCUCAGUGUUCAGAUAAUUGUUCACCAGGAACCCAGAAAAUCUCAUUGUCCAGCAUCUACUCCUGCUGCUAUGACUGUGUCCAGUGCUCACCGGGGGAAAUCUCCAACAUGACCGACAGUGAAACCUGCAUGAAAUGUUCUGACCUUGACUGGCCCAAUGAGAAGAAGGAUCGUUGUGUCCCAAAGCUGCAGGAGUUUCUCUCCUACACAGAUGACACAAUCGUUCCGGUUAUUUCUGUGGUUUCCACUAUAUUUUCUUUCCUUACAUUCAUGAUUCUUAUUACUUUUAUUCUGUACCAAGACACGGCCAUCGUGAAGGCCAAUAACAGAGACCUGAGCUUCCUUCUUCUGGUCUCCAUCAUGCUGAGCUUCCUCUGUGUCUUCUUGUUCCUUGGACAUCCGGUGGACCUCACUUGCCAGAUACGUCAGGUCUCAUUUGGAAUCCUCUUCUCAGUAGCCGUUUCUUGUGUUUUGGCUAAAACGGUGACGGUUUGCAUAGCUUUUAAAGCCACUAAACCCGGCAGCUCCUGGACACGCUGGAUUGGAAGCAAGUGGUCUAAUUCUUUGGCGUUGUUCUGCUCAUCCAUCCAAGUCAUAAUUUGCAUGGGUUGGUUGGCUCUAGCGCCCCCCUUCCAAGAGCUGGAUACUCAGUCCUAUCAGGGAAAGAUCAUUGUGCAGUGUAAUGAAGGCUCCAUUAUUGGGUUCUAUUCUGUCCUGGGUUAUAUGGGGGUCUUGGCGGCUGUUAGUUUUAUUACAGCUUUUUUAGCUCGGACAUUACCGGACAGUUUCAAUGAGGCCAAGUACAUCACCUUCAGCAUGCUGGUGUUCUGCAGCGUCUGGAUUGCCAUGAUCCCAGCUUAUCUGAGCACCAAAGGGAAAUACAUGGUGGCUGUGGAGAUAUUCGCCAUAUUGACCUCAAGUGCUGGACUUUUAGGGUGUAUAUUCCUCCCAAAGUGCUAUAUUAUCCUCUGGAGACCAGAACUUAACUCCAGAACUCAUUUACUGGAGGAAAGGAGAAGAGGAUGA
This is a messenger RNA of Hyla sarda, 2718 nucleotides long. RefSeq names its product vomeronasal type-2 receptor 26-like. Gene Ontology annotation, cellular component: membrane. Lineage: Eukaryota; Metazoa; Chordata; Amphibia; Anura; Hylidae. The record is from RefSeq and is a predicted model, not a curated record. The transcript is spliced from 7 exons. Gene Ontology annotation, molecular function: G protein-coupled receptor activity. The coding region runs from base 1 to 2718 and encodes 905 amino acids. Gene Ontology annotation, biological process: G protein-coupled receptor signaling pathway.